CACAUCAAUUCGCGCCAAAACAAUAACGCAUUUGUCAUUUUAGUUUGAACGUGAAACAAUCCACUGUUGAUUCGGUGCUUGCUAUUUACUGAACAAAGAAAACCAACGCUUGUCGAUUUUUUUUAUAUAUUUUUUGAAGUUUGACCACACACGGAAAGAAAAAUGUUUGAAGCACGCCUUACUUCGUCAGCUGUCUUAAAGAAGGUUCUCGAUGCCAUCAAAGAUUUGCUCAAUGAAGCCACCUUCGAUUGCAGCGAUUCUGGCAUUCAGUUGCAAGCCAUGGAUAAUUCACAUGUGUCAUUGGUGUCGUUAACAUUGCGUUCAGAUGGAUUCGAUAAAUUCCGUUGUGAUCGCAAUUUGUCCAUGGGUAUGAAUUUAGCUAGUAUGGCCAAGAUUCUAAAGUGUGCCAACAAUGAUGACACACUCACAAUGAAGGCACAAGACAACGCUGACACGGUCACCUUUAUGUUCGAAUCGCCAAAUCAAGAAAAGAUUUCUGACUACGAAAUGAAAUUGAUGAAUUUGGAUCAAGAGCAUUUGGGCAUUCCGGAAACAAACUAUGCAUGCAUUGUUCGUAUGCCAUCCAUGGAAUUUGCUCGCAUUUGCCGUGAUUUAUCACAAUUUGGCGAAUCAAUGGUCAUUGCAUGCACCAAAGAAGGCGUAAAAUUCUCGGCAAGCGGUGAUGUUGGUGCAGCCAAUGUAAAACUCGCUCAAACCUCAUCGAUUGACAAGGAAGAAGAAGCUGUUAUCAUCGAAAUGCAAGAGCCAGUUACAUUGACAUUCGCAUGCCGAUACUUGAACUCAUUCACAAAGGCAACACCAUUGUCGACUCAAGUGCAGCUCUCAAUGUCAGCUGAUGUGCCGCUAGUUGUAGAAUAUAAGGUUCAAGAUUAUGGUCACAUUCGAUACUACUUGGCACCAAAGAUCGAAGAUGACGAAAGUUAAACACAAUUUACUGAGCGUGCGCUCCUGCAUAUCUCAAACAUUCGCCUAAUAUUUUACACCCAUUACUCACAUAUACCUUUUUUUUAUUUUUCCAAUUUCCAAUCGCCAAAUAAUUCAGUAAUAAGAACAAACAGACCCAUUCAAACCUUAUCUGCGUAAAAAAUAGAAUAAAAAAUACAUAAUAAGUUUAUUCACAAUUGAGCAGAUAAAAUGAACACCGUACGAAUUAAAUAAAUCAAAGUUUUUGGAACGACUAAAAUCGG
Messenger RNA from Contarinia nasturtii (swede midge), 1208 nucleotides. It is a transcript of the gene PCNA, whose product is annotated as proliferating cell nuclear antigen. The record is from RefSeq and is a predicted model, not a curated record. Gene Ontology annotation, molecular function: DNA polymerase processivity factor activity; DNA binding. Gene Ontology annotation, cellular component: PCNA complex. The coding region runs from base 163 to 945 and encodes 260 amino acids. The transcript has 5 exons. Gene Ontology annotation, biological process: translesion synthesis; mismatch repair; regulation of DNA replication. NCBI's taxonomy places the organism in Eukaryota, Metazoa, Arthropoda, Insecta, Diptera, Cecidomyiidae.